Molecule: messenger RNA, 2585 nt
Organism: Bemisia tabaci
Lineage: Eukaryota; Metazoa; Arthropoda; Insecta; Hemiptera; Aleyrodidae
Source: RefSeq, a predicted model, not a curated record
UAAGUAUCAGUCUUUCCUGAAGAAGUAUCUCUCUUGGGAUUGCACUUCGUUCCAUUAUCCUCUAAGUGGAGCAUCAAUUGUGAAACUAUUGUGUGUCAUUUGUGCAUUAUUGCGCAGCUGUGCCAAUACCUAAGUGUGAUUUGACUCUAGUAUACGAUCCUAAGCGGUGGAAAUUGACGUAGUUCACAGUGUUAAAAAAGUGCAAUUUUCUAGAGAUCAUUGAGAUUCAAAGCAUCAGUAAUUCAAAAUUUUGGUGAAAUAUCUGAAACCUUAAAAACAAAUAUACAUAUUUAUAAUAAGUUAAUAAAUAUCAUUGGUUUGUAAAACUUACCCCAACCUUAUUGAUACCAAACCACAUUGUUAAAUCGACCACUGACCGUAGUGACCGUUGUCUCGUUUAAGUGGAGAAUUUCGGAAUAUAAAAUACAAUUUUAACAAUUGAACACAGUUGCUAACUUUUGAUAGUAUAGGUACUCCUAAAGAAUUACGAUUUCUAUAUUCUAGCUUAAAGGUACGGCUCGAAAGAUCGAUUCGAAGCAUUGACUUUGCAAAAUUGAAAACAUUUUAACGAAGGAGCUCUAGAAACGAGUGUAGCGGAAAGUCGCACUCAAGGUUUUCAGUCAUUUUUGCCUUCAACUAUUGCGGUUUUGCGUACAGUAAAUUCGCGUGAUGUCACGUAAAUUUUUCCUCUUCUUUUGUAUCUGCACAUCACUGCAUUUUUCAAAGGAGGAGCCGGACUCAACAAAACUUGAUUGGUGGCAGACAAGUCUUGUGUAUCAGAUUUACCCUUUGUCUUUCAAGGACUCUAACGGAGAUGGUUACGGUGAUCUAAAUGGAAUUUAUGAAAAAUUGGAUUAUAUUAAAGACUUAGGCGUGACCACGAUUUGGAUUCAGCCCUUCUCCAAAUCACCAAUGGUUGAUUUGGGGUAUGAUAUCUCGGAUUUCAAGUCAGUUGAUCCAGUUUUUGGUACUAUUGCUGACUUCAAGGAGUUGGUAAAGGCUGUUAAAAACAGAGGGAUGAAAUUGAUAAUCGACUUCGUUCCAAAUCAUACAAGUGACCAAUCCGAGUGGUUUAAACUUUCUGAGCAACGGAUUGAACCAUAUACAGAUUUUUACAUCUGGAGGGAUGGGAAAAAAGUUAACGAUACUUACACUACAUAUCCAAAUAACUGGAUGAGCAUAUUUGGUACUUCAGCAUGGCUUUGGAGCAAGACAAGACAACAAUACUACUACCAUAAGUGCGCUCCAGAACAGCCAGACUUAAAUUACCGCAAUCCCAAAGUCAUAACAGAAAUUGAGAGUGUGUUGAGAUUCUGGCUGGAUUUAGGUGUGGACGGGUUUCGAGUUGAUGCUGUGCAAAUCCUUUUCGAGGCAGCCCAUGGAAUGGACGAGCCAAAAUCGUCGGAUGUAAACUGGAUAGAUGGAUGGAUUUACACGUGGGAACAGCCUGAAAAUAUCGAGAUGGUGAAGUCUUGGAGAGCGUUGUUGGACGCGUACUCGAAAAAGGACGGACAGACUAGGUUGCUAGCAGUGGAGCUCUACAGCACGCCAACCAAGCUCCUGGAGUACACUGGGAACGCGACAAACCCAGGGGCACAUAUACCAUUUUAUUUCAAUCUGAUCUUCGCUGAUCCUGAAAUGAAUGCGUUUGGUGUGAACACUCUAAUCCAUCAACAGACUGAUAUUUUCCCUAGAAGUGCCAACAAUUGGGUGAUGGACAAUCAUGACAACAAGCGAUUGAGAGCUCGACUGUUCGAUGCGAGCGUAGAUUCGUGGAACAUGCUGGUUCUCUUGCUGCCGGGACUUGCGAGCGUUUACUAUGGCACAGAAAUCGGUCUGGACAACUUAAAAUUACGCUCGGAUCAACGCAAAGAUCGCCAGAACGGCGGCAACGGUCGAAUAGAUCUGCGUGACAUUUAUAGGGGGCCAAUGCAAUGGGACGAUACUGAUAAUGCCGGAUUCUCAACAAGUGACAAAACCUGGUUACCAGUCCAUCCAAACUACUGGCGAGAUAACGUCAAAGCCCAACAACAGGACCCUUACAGCCACCUGAAUAUCUUCAAAAGGCUUGCGGCCUUAAGAAAGACGCCAGUCAUUAUGCACGGUGACCUGAAAACUUACGUGCCCAAAACCUGGGUUUUUAUGUUCACAAGGUCACUGGGAAAAAGUGAAACGAUUGCUGUGUUGAUGAAUGUUGGAUCUGAAUCGGAGGAAAUUUGUCCCAAAGACGCUGCAGAAGAAUUGCCAGACGAAAUGUUCGUCCACACCUGCAGUGGAAAUUCGAAGAUUCGUGUAGGGGAAAAGGUGCGAAUUUCGAGUUCUGGCGGAGUUAAGUGCUUCAAAAUGAGACCACAAUCAGGACUUGUCCUCAGCACCAGUAGUGGUGCUCUCUCUACAGUUUCCGCCACUAUAAUACUCCUUGCGUUUUGCGCAAAAUUUCUGGAAUAGACGUCAUACAAUUUUUGUUACAUUUAUUGAUUUGUAAUUAAUUUAUUUGUCUCUCCUUUUGUACUUUUUUAACUUGUAUUUAUGUAUUCAUUCAUCCAAAAAGUCAAAUAAAUUUUACGGGCUCAUGUUUAUCAAAA